AUGUGUUAUGCGAAUGGCAUUCUAUCUUCGAUCUUCUUAUCAUAUGCACUCUUGUUGUGCUUUUCUCAUCCCUUCUGCUCUGCUAGAGAUACAAUAACCAAAGACGAUCCAAUUAAAGAUGAUGGAUCAGCGGGUCUUGUUUCAGCUGGAGGAAAAUUUGAACUGGGAUUCUUUUCCCUAAAUGCAAUAGGAAGAUAUGUUGGGAUAUGGUAUCACCAACUGACUCCAAUGACACUUGUAUGGGUUGCCAACAGAGACAAUCCACUACUUGCUAAUCAAACUGGAGUUCUUGCAAUUAAUCGGGGUACCCUCCAACUGCUGGAUAAUACUUCAGGUAAGUCUUUAUGGUCGGCGGAGAUUAAAGUAAUAGUAACACAAGCUUUCAAUCGGACAGUGAAGCUCAAGGAUGAUGGGAACUUGGUGUUAAGCGAUGAAGCAGAGUUGGGAAUAGUUCUGUGGCAAAGUUUCCAAAAUCCUACUGAUACAUUCCUCCCUGGGAUGAUAAUGGAUACAAGCUUAAAUCUGACUUCAUGGAGCGGCGCAGAUGACCCAAGAACUGGGAACUUUACCUUUAAACUAGUUGAAGACAACCAGUAUAUCAUCAAGAAAUCAGCCACAGAUUACUGGAGAAGUGGAGCACCAAAUGACAAUUUUUUUAGCUCAGAUGAAAUGCCUGCUGCAGUUGCUUACUUGUUAUCAGAUUUCAGCGACAGUUACUUAAAAAAAGGUUCCGGCAGGAUUUUCCAACAUAAUGAUUCUUCAUACAAACAGAUAGCAGUUCUGCCACGAUCAGAGUACAACUCUACAAGAUUGGUGAUGGAUUAUACUGGAAAGCUGAACUGGCUUGUGCACAAACACAACUACUGGAGCCCAACAUGGCUGGAGCCAAUAGAUAAUUGCAGUGUGUAUAACCCUUGUGGGUACUUUGGUCCCAGCUGUAACAGUACUAAUAGUCCAAUAUGCAAGUGUUUGCAUGGUUUCAAGCCCCAGCUUCCAAAUAAAUGGGACCUUGGAGAUUUUUCUGGUGGAUGCAUUAGAGAGUCCAACUUAUGUGCUACCACAGCUACGAAUGAUACAUUCUUCAGUUUGAAGGUGAAGAAAGUCCAAAAGCCAGACUCAGAGACCUCUGCUGCCAAUGAAACAGAAUGCAGGAACAAGUGCUUCAACGACUGCAAAAGAAAAUCCUCAAGAGCCGACUAUAUCAUCAUUGGAGAAUCAUUGACGAAGAAAAAUUCCAUUGUUUCUAAUAGUUGUUGCAGUGCUUGUAACCGUUAUUAUUCUGAUCAGAUAAGUCGCGGACAGCUUGAUAGUGAAAGACAAGUCAAAACCUUAAUAGAGACAAGUGAGUUCAAGGAAGAAGAUGGGAAAGGUAUAGAUGUACCUUUUUUUAUUUGCAAAGCAUAUUACAAGCUACAGAUAACUUUUCAGAUGCUGAUAAACUUGGACAAGGGGGGUGGACCUGUUUAUAAGGGAGUGUUUCCUGGAGGUCAAGAAAUUGCAGUUAAGAGGCUAUCAAGGGUUUCAGUACAAGGCUUACAGAAAUUUAAGAAUGAGGUGGUGCUAAUCGCCAAACUUCAACAUCCUAGAGAUACAUUGACACACGCUGAUCCAGUUAUUGAUGACGGAUCAUCAGCAACUCUUGUUUCAGCAGGAGGAACAUUUGAACUGGGUUUCUUUACCCCUCGUCCUACUGGGAAAAAUAACUCGGGCGCUGAUGGCAGGUUUGUUGGCAUAUGGUAUCACAGAUUGACUCCAAUGACAGUUGUAUGGAUUGCCAACCGAGAACAUCCACUACCUGCCAAUACCACUGGACGUCUUACAAUUGAAGAAGGUAGCCUCCGCCUGUUGGGUAGUUUUGGAGAGAAAUAUUGGUCAACAGACUUUGUAUCAUCAUCUGUUAACAUGAUUGUGAAGUUAAUGGAGACUGGAAACCUGGUGUUAAUGGACUCUGAUCAGAUGGCAGCAAAUACUCUGUGGCAGAGCUUUCAAAACCCGACUGAUACAUUCAUUCCUGGGAUGCUAAUGGAUAAAAGCUUUAAGUUGACUUCUUGGAGAAACGAAAGCGACCCUGGACUUGGGAACUUCAUCUUCAAAUAUGAGAAGCAGUAUAUCAUCUUAAAGAAAUCGGUUCCUUACUGGAAAAGUGGAGAGCCAGGUAAUGAGUUCAGCUCAAAUGAAAUGAGUCCUGAAGUAGCUUACUUGCUAUCAAAUUUCAGCAGCACUGAUACAAGUAGACAGUCUACUUAUCAUAAUUUUACUAUUGUGCGACAUUGGAAUUUCAGUUAUACACGGCUGGUGAUGAAUUCUACUGGAAAGUUACAGUUUUUGACUUGGAAUGAGAACAAGAAGUAUUGGCUUGUUUCGUGGUCGGAGCCAAAAGAUCAGUGUAGUGUGUUUAAACCUUGUGGAAACUUUGGCAGCUGUAAUAUUAAUAAUUGGCCUUUGGUAUGCAAAUGUUUGCCCGGUUUCAGGCCUCAGUCCCCUGAGGAUUGGAGUUCUAGAGAUUUUUCAGGUGGAUGUUAUAGAGAGUCGACAUUGUCUAACAACCACAGCACAUUCUUGAGCUUAAAGAUGAUGAAAGUUAGAGAGGCAGACUUGCAGUCCAAUGUGGGUAAUGAACCAGAAUGCAGCAAGGUUUGUCUAGAGAACACCCAGUGCCAGGCUUACUCGUAUGCCGUUCUACCUGAAAACAGCGGUCAAAGAGGUACUACUACCACCACUAGCAAUUCCUCAUGCUGGACAUGGUUCGAAGAUCUAAAUAAUCUUGUAGAAGAGUAUAACGGUGGCCACAAUGUCUCUGUUCGAGUUGCCUCAUCUGAUAUAGAAUCUACUGUAAGAGACUGUAAGCCUUGUGGCACAACGAUGAUACCUUAUCCCCUAAGCACCGGACCGGAUUGUGGUGACCCCAUGUACUUCCAUUUCAACUGCAACACUUUGACAGGCCAGGUUAGCUUCAUGGAGCCGAAUGACGCCUUUAGAGUUAUAAGCAUCACUCCGAGUACGCAAAAAUUUGUACUCCAAGGAUUGCCAGCCAAAAAGCUAGAUAGUUGUGAUUCUAGAAGCAGAGCUAAAACUCUACCGCUCAACCCAUCGUCACGGUUUAAAAUAAGUAGUUGGUGCAAUGCAGACCUCGGAAACAUUAGUUCUGAAGUAUUAUCUUCUGGAGUUCUUGAUGUAGUAGAGUUGAGUUGGGACCUACCGCUGGAACCAGCCUGCAAUACAUCAGAAGAUUGCAAGGGUUGGCCAAAUUCAACCUGCAAUAUUAUUCCAGAGAAAGAUGCAACAAAAAGAUGCCGUUGCAACAAGAGUUUUCAAUGGAAUGCCUAUAACUUCAGCUGUACUCAAGAAGGUAGUCUUCAGCUGGAGCCAUCAAACCAUCCAUCGCAAUCGUCCUCAGGAGAGGAUUCAGACAGAAAAGUUCCAUUCUAUUUGAUUAUUGUGGUGGUGCUUAUAGGCAUGAUUUUACUGGCAUGUAUCAUUUCUAUUUAUAUAUGGAGAAGAAAACUGACCAGUAAACAAGAUCAAGUAUGUCGUGCACAGUUUGAUAGUGAAAGACGAGUCAAAGAGUUGAUAGACACCAGUGAGUUCAACAAAGAAGAUGAGAAAGGUAUAGAUGUACCUUUUUUUGAUUUUCAAAGCAUACUAGAAGCUACAGAUAAUUUCUCAGAGGCUAACAAGCUUGGACAAGGGGGAUAUGGGCCUGUUUACAAGGGGAAGUUUCAUGGAGGUCAAGAAAUUGCGGUAAAGAGGCUAUCAAAGGUUUCUGGACAAGGGUUACAGGAAUUUAGGAAUGAGGUUGUGCUGAUUGCCAAACUUCAACACCGAAAUCUUGUUAGACUCAGAGGAUACUGCAUCAAAGGAGAAGAAAAGAUUCUUCUCUAUGAGUACAUGCCCAACAAAAGCUUAGAUUCCUUUAUAUUUGAUUAUACACAAAGGGUGUUUCUCAAUUGGGAGAUGCGGUAUAACAUUAUUUUGGGAAUUGCUCGAGGACUUCUUUAUCUUCAUCAAGAUUCCAGGUUGAGGAUCGUUCAUAGAGAUUUGAAAACCAGCAAUGUGCUUUUGGAUGAGGAGAUGAACCCCAAAAUAUCCGACUUUGGCUUGGCCAGGAUUGUUGGAGGCAAAGAAACCGAGGCAAACACAAAUACAGUUGUAGGAACCUAUGGCUACAUGUCUCCGGAAUAUGCGUUGGAUGGAACUUUCUCAAUCAAAUCAGAUGUCUUUAGUUUCGGUGUGGUUCUUCUUGAGAUAAUCAGUGGAAGAAAGAAUGCAGGAUUUUAUCAGUCCAACCAAACUUUCAGCCUCAUUUGUUAUGCCUGGGAACUCUGGACAGAAGACAAGGUGUUGGAUUUAAUGGACAAGAAUUUGCAAGAAAGUUGUAACAGAAGUGAAUUUAUAAAGUGUGUAAAUGUUGGGCUAUUAUGCGUACAAGAAGAUCCCGUUGAUCGCCCUACAAUGUCAAAUGUUAUUACCUUGCUUGACAGUGAAACUGCAGUCCCUGCAACUCCUAAACAACCAGCCUUUUUCGUAAGGAGAGGCAGCUCUAGCACAGCUUCCACUUCUACUAAGCCAGAAACAAUUUCUGAAAUAACUACUCUGGAAGGUAGAUAA
Fragaria vesca subsp. vesca is the source of this 4608-nucleotide messenger RNA. RefSeq names its product G-type lectin S-receptor-like serine/threonine-protein kinase At4g03230-like. Gene Ontology annotation, biological process: recognition of pollen; protein phosphorylation. NCBI's taxonomy places the organism in Eukaryota, Viridiplantae, Streptophyta, Magnoliopsida, Rosales, Rosaceae. The record is from RefSeq and is a predicted model, not a curated record. Bases 1 to 4608 code for a protein of 1535 amino acids. Gene Ontology annotation, molecular function: ATP binding; protein kinase activity. The transcript has 12 exons.